Molecule: messenger RNA, 2108 nt
Organism: Phlebotomus papatasi
Lineage: Eukaryota; Metazoa; Arthropoda; Insecta; Diptera; Psychodidae
Exons: 2
Coding region: 1-1470 (489 amino acids)
Source: RefSeq, a predicted model, not a curated record
AUGGAAAACCAAAACCAAUCUGAGUCUGAAUUUUCAGACGCACUUAUUAACCAGGACGAUGAUACUUAUCUAUCCGAGAUUGAUGCAGCGACUAACGCCGCAUCAAACCUGGCGCUCUCUGAAGGAAGCGACAGAACGCUUCUGGAAGACGACGACAUGAUGGAUACAGACAUCGUUCCAGUUAUUACGGAAACAGUGUCUAACACUGGUUCCACAAUGGCAACUUCGGCGGGAAGCGACAGAACUCUUCCCAAUGAGACAGCCAACAAAAAUGUGGAGAAUAAUGUCCAAUUGGAGGGAAUGAAUAUUUCGUUGCCCGCGCAACAGAAGUCCCCCCGAAAGAGGAAAUUCACCACAUCACAGCGGAAGCAUUUGCGACGUCUUUUGGACAGUGGUGUAAAGUAUGAAGACGCAGCAGCGCAGGUGCUUUCGAAACCCAAACCAUCGCCACCUGUUACUUCGGAAAAGAGGAAGCGAAGCGACAACGCUACGCCACCGGAGAACAGAGACUCUAAGAAGCCUAAGGCGAAUGUGUCCUACAGUGAGACUCUUAAAACCUUCAGGGUGUGUCUUAUUCACAAAGAACACCCGGUGCAGAUGCUCACUAGGGAGCAGAUGAACUUGCUCGAGGCAGCGUUGUCCGAAGAGAUUGUUAACAUUCCCGAAGACGGCCCAAGAGUACAGUUCAGGAAUUGGUUUACCCGCCCGGGUUGGGUGAUGGUUGACUGCGCAGAUGAAAUCUCUGAAGGAUGGAUCAUGGGCGUGGUCACUCAGAAACAGCUCGUGGGGGGAGUCCAAGUUAAAGCGGUGAAGGGCGAGAAUAUGCCAAAAACUGCGACAUGCACGAUGUGGAUACCGGCAACUGACAAAACGCCACCGGGAUCUAUUCUCGAGCGCAUCCGUAAGCAGAAUGACCUGCAGACGGAAAGAUGGAGAGUUCUGAAGAUCGACACUGACGAGAAGGGACGGACGAUCGUCCUUUCAAUCGACGAGAACUCUAUCAAUAAACUGAAGAAGGUGAAUAUGAAAGUCUUCUACCUACUCAGACAGAUUGAGAUCAGGCUUAAAACUGGCGUGAGAAAGCCGAAACCCAAGCCUGAGAAGAAGAAGAACGCUGCUAACUCGGAUGUGGUGAAACCUGCGGUGGAUCAUACGCACGAGGCGAAUAAGAAUGAGGUUUCACAACCGACAUCCUUACAGACGCCGAGGGCUGUUCGGUCCAAUGUAACCAAAGGCCAACCCACACCGGGGCCAAGCAAGCAAAAGGACUCGACGGUGAGAACGCCAUCCGGAGUUCGAUCUGAGAUCAAGGACAAAGGAUCAACUUCAACACCAAGAUGUCCUCCGAUUACCAGAAAACCAACGUUUCCGGAUAAAGAGGGAGCGAGAAAACGCUCUACCUCCAACCCGCGUGGGAAAUCGGGCGGUGGCGGUAUACAGGAACGACUGAGGGUUCCUGACAAAAAAUGAUGUCACACACUAAGUUCCAAGUGCUACAGGUAAACCUGCAGCACGCAAAAGCGGCGUCAGCUGUUCUCAGCAGCUGUUUCGCCAGAAACUUAUUAGAUUUUGCUCUUGUUCAAGAGCCUUGGGUUUUCCAAGGCUGUAUCAGGGGUAUAAGUAGCAGGAAUUUUGUUCCCGAGAUAUGGUAGCAGCCCUUGUGGAUGCUGAGUGUGGGAACAACGGACGUUCAUUUGUUAUAUGCUCUGCAUACUUUCCUGGAGACGAGGACUGCCCUCCUAUACAUUUAGGCCGGCUUAUCGACUACUGCAGCAGGAGGGGUCUCGGCUUCAUAAUUGGAUGCGACGCAAACGCGCACCAUACCUUAUGGGGAAGCACCAAUAUCAACGAUAGGGGUGAGUCACUAUUACAAUUUAUCUCUAAUCAUGGGCUUGAAAUUGCUAAUAUUGGGGAUAAACCAACUUUUGUAAACAGGGUGAGAAUGGAAGUUUUAGACUUAACACUAACUUCCAAUCGAAUGUUUAACAAAAUUAAAAAUUGGCACGUCUCUGAUGAACCUUCCUUGUCUGAUCACAGACACAUCAAUUUUAAUAUUGAAGUGUCUAGGCUGAACGACCAGAAGGAACGUAGAAAUCCCAAAAGAACCA